Acyrthosiphon pisum (pea aphid) is the source of this 2053-nucleotide messenger RNA. Its product is annotated as BTB/POZ domain-containing adapter for CUL3-mediated RhoA degradation protein 3. The transcript is spliced from 6 exons. NCBI's taxonomy places the organism in Eukaryota, Metazoa, Arthropoda, Insecta, Hemiptera, Aphididae. The record is from RefSeq and is a predicted model, not a curated record. The coding region runs from base 358 to 1209 and encodes 283 amino acids. Gene Ontology annotation, molecular function: protein binding. Gene Ontology annotation, biological process: protein homooligomerization.
AUAUUUUAUUUUGUCAUGGUUAUUAUCUUUGAGACCGUGUUUGGAGUUUGGACGUCUGGGAGUAAGUUUAGGACUUAGUGGACAUCAUAAUAUAAUAUAAUUUAUCAUGGUUGUAGUCUGUAGACACUUUUAGUUAAAUACUUAAAUCGUAAGGUUUUGCUAAAUUAACAUAUCCUAAUGUAAGUGAUCUCAACGUUUUAUUUAUCAUUAUCGUAUCACCUUUUUUUGUGGAAUUUUUGUCAAACUGGAAUAAACUAUUUAGUUUCUAUAAUAAAAAGUUAAUAACAUAUCUUAAAAGUUUGGUCGAUUUAAAUAAAAAAUUCUGCUGAUAACAACAAAUGUAAGCAUCAUACUAAAAUGCAGCCUCAAGAAAUUCAACCCAAAUACGCAAAAUUAAAUAUAGGUGGUUCGUUAUUUUACACUACAAUUGGUACCUUGACCAAGCAUGAUACUAUGCUGAAAGCUAUGUUUAGUGGUCGGAUGAAAGUACUUACUGAUACUGAAGGUUGGGUCCUAAUUGAUCGUUGUGGCAAGCACUUUAAUUCUGUGUUGAACUUUUUGCGUGAUGAACAUGUAGCUCUUCCAGAUAAGACACAUGAAAUCGCUGAGCUAUUAGCUGAAGCCAAAUUCUAUUUAAUAUCACCACUUGUUGAAUCUUGUCAGCAAGCUUUACGGUCAAGACAAUGUAAAAUCGAACCUCAAUGUCGUAUCCCUCUUACGUCUUGUAGUGCAGACUUAAGUCAACUUAUUACAAUGAGUACAAAACCAACUGUUAAACUUCUUAUAAACAGGCAUAACAACAAGUAUUCAUAUACAAGUGCUUCUGAUGAUAAUUUACUAAAAAAUGUUGAAUUGUUUGAUAAACUUUCAUUGCGGUUUGGUUCAAGAUUUUUGUUUAUCAAAGAUGUUAGUGGUUCAAGUGAAAUAUGUUGCUGGAGUUAUUUUGGAUUGGCAACUAAAGUAGCUGAAGUUUGUUGCACAUCUAUUGUAUAUGCUACAGAUAAAAAACAUACAAAGGUUGAUUUCCCAGAAGCAAGAAUCUAUGAAGAAUGUCUUAAUCUUAUGCUUUAUGAAAAUCGCACUGAACCAGACCCAGAACUCAUGCAAGCUACAUCUUGGCGUGGUGCUGUAUCGGGUAUGUCAUCAGCUUAUGGAAGUGACGAUGAAGAAGAACGAACUCGUAUAGGGCUUAGAAAAAGAUUAGUAUAGUGAGCCUCAAUCAGCUUUUAAAAAAAAGCUAUUAAGUAACAAGUAAUGGUAACUAAUAUACUUGAGUUAUAUUUUUGAUGCCCUUAAACAUUGCUUUUUUUGAAGCUAUUAUUGUUAUUGCUUUUUUGUGAGGUUAAGUUAUAGUAGAUUUUCGGAUCAGACAGUUAAACUUAUUCAGAUAAUUGACAGGACAAAGACAAAGGUUAGGUUAGACAUGAAGUUAAGAAUUUAUUUUUGAUAAAUUUUAAUGUUUUUUUUAAUAUGUUCAUAUUACAUUACCAUAGUUACCAAUUUUAACAUUUACAAUAAUGAAUUUUCAGCAACAAAUGUACUACAAAAUUAUUAGUUGAAAUAUUUUUAUCAUCAGUCAUAUUAACACGUUGGCUGCGUACUGACGCCAAUUGGCGUCAUAAGUAUCAUUCAGCAACGCGUUUGACGCCAAAUGGCGUCUAAUAUGGAUUUAAAAUAAAUGGUUUAAAAUUCCCUACGCGUGGCUGAAUAUUAUUUUAUAAUUAUUUAGCGCGGAUUAAACGCAUGUUUUUAAAGAUGUAAUACAUACGUCGUUAUGAGUAGUUUCUUUAUUUUUUUUAAAUUUAUUUUGUUUUUACUUUUAUCAUACGCACUGGGUGAAAACAGCAAAAAGACAUACGCAGUCUACGUGUUAAGUAAACCGCUGACUAGUUAAUUGUUAUCUUUAUGUAUUAAUAAUUCUUGAAUGAUAUAUUAUAAAUUUAAAUUAAUUCAAAUUGAGUUAUUAAAAUAAAGAUUUGUUGUACAUUUUCUAACAUUUCGGUUUUACUUGGUAUUACCAAAAUUUUUAUGAAUAAAUAAAUAAAUAAAAACA